GAAUAAGUGAAAGAGAGCUUGAUAUAACUAUAUUUGGGGUCGGGAUUCUAGUCAAAUUUCUUUGUGUUCUUCCUUGUGAGCAUUUGAUUUUGUGUUUUGUGAAGAUUGAUACUUCUCAGUCAGCUUUUUUUAUUUUUUUUUUUGGUUAUUUUUUCUUGAAUUUUUCACUUGUUUCUUUUACAGAUGAAGGGGUAUCUCCAAGAAAGUUUUUAAGUAUUUUUUAGUUGUUUUUCUGAUAUAACUUGGAUUUGGGGAAUUGAAAAUGAAAUCUUUGAGCAGUGUAGGACUUGGUUUGAGCAUAGUUUUUGGUUGUCUCUUGUUAGCUUUGGUAGCUGAGUUGUAUUACUUGUUAUGGUGGAAGAACAGGCUAACCAGCAGAAAUUUGGAUAAUGGUUACAGCAAUCCAGCUAGAGAUUUCUUUGUCAUGUUUUGUUGGAAAAGGUCAUCUUCCAUGGCUCACUCAGCUUUGAAUCCUCAAGAACAACAAUCUCAUCUUCACCAUCUGAACUCAAACAAAGAUUUGUUGCUCAAACCUUUUGGUCACCAUCAUCAUCAGGAUGAUCAUGGUGUUUCAGGGCCACCAAGAUUUCUCUUCACAAUUGUUGAAGAAACAACAGAGGAUUUGGAGGCAGAGAGUAGAGUAGGGUCAAGAGGGAGGAGCUUGAGUGAUAUACUUGUCACUGUUGAAACCCCAUUUUUAACCCCUCUUUCUUCUCCACCAUUUUUCACUCCUCCUCUUACUCCAAUGGAUGCCUGUUACAGUCACCAUGGAUUCAACCCCUUGUUUGAAUCUGCAACUGAUGCAGAGUUCAAUAGGAUAAGGUCUUCACCUCCUCCAAAGUUCAGGUUCUUGCAAGAAGCAGAGCAGAAGCUUCAUAUGGAAAGAUUAAUGGAAGAAGAUCAUAGUAAUGAUGGACUUGAUCAAGAAAAUGGUGACAUGACUCCUUCAAAGCAUCUCAAAGAUGAGGAAGAUGGAUCUUUUAUUACAAUCAUCGUUGAUGGGAACAACGAAGGAGGGUUUAAUCACAAUCAUCAACAGCAAUCUCAUUCAAGUACUACUUCUCAGACAAAGGCGGAUCCAAACCAUGAAGUAAGGUACUUCCUCUUAGUUCAUCACCUUCAACAUUCAUGUCACCAGCCAGGGCUAUUCCCAUCUAACAAGGUUUUUAGAGUUUCAUGACCAACCAAAAGUAAAAUGAAAAUUCCUUUUCUUCUUUGUACUUUUAGGUUUUGAUUUAUUAUUAUUAUUAUUAUUUGCUUAAUUUGCUAUGUGAUCUUUUGAGGGAGAAAGACAACAUUUUAUGCAAGCGGGAGGGGACUAGUGGGAUUAAUUGUUUUAUUUCUAUCUCCAUGUCUCCUCGGCUGUUUGAUAACUGUAAUCAUUCUGCAAGUGAAUUGAUUUAUUAAUGUUCUUUCUUCACAGAGCACUGUAAUUUUUUUUUUUUUAUCAAAAUUAAUGGUAAAAGUUGUCCAAUUUUCUAGAUCAAACUAAAAUGCAUAAUUUAUCAGAUUUCAUAAAUAUCAUGCAUUCGAAAUUACCAUUAACGAAAAGUUCAAAUAAAAUUCAAAUUCACAAGACUAAAAGUUUAGAUGAAAUUUGAAUUCAAUACUCGUCUAGUGAACGAAUUUAGCAAUUGAGCUAACCCUUAAAAACUAUUCAUGUUAAGUUCAAGAUUUAAUUCAAUUAAUUCAUACAACAAUAUUUAAAAGAUGAUAUCCAAAGCUUAAGAUUUAGAAUAGGCUUAAGAUUUAGAUCCGGACAUACGUAAUCUCAUUCCUUAUUUUUAGGUAUCUUUGUAAGAAAACUUGUCGAUGUUAGCACGCUGGUAUUCUUCUUCCGCUUGAUGAUUAUAGUUUAGUUUUUACUCCACUGAAAAUUUUUGGAACAUAAUGUGAUGCGGACCAUCUGAUGAGCACCUGACAAAGGUAGAUGGAAGUGGGGUUUUUGGUGGGCCAAAAUGGGCUACAGUUUUAUCUAUAAAAUCUACAUGUGCAUGAAAAAAGUGUACAUCAUGCUUCAAUAAAAUGACAAAAUUGGUAGUGACUUGUAAGAUGGCUUUAGGCCUUUUCCAAAACAACAAAAUGAUGCAAUUGCCUGUUAAAGUGUGUCAUAAUGCUUUACCCACCUUGAAAAAUCAUUACAAUGGACAGUGAUACAGCAGUUUGAUCUGUCUGGAAGAGAAACUAAUGAAAUACAAGAUCAUACUUGCUUCAGAUUCAAAAUUUAACUAUGGAAGAAAGCAACAGCACCUUGAGCUUGAUAAGGUUAACUGGUUA
Molecule: messenger RNA, 2277 nt
Organism: Durio zibethinus
Lineage: Eukaryota; Viridiplantae; Streptophyta; Magnoliopsida; Malvales; Malvaceae
Source: RefSeq, a predicted model, not a curated record